Hypanus sabinus (Atlantic stingray) is the source of this 1236-nucleotide messenger RNA. Its product is annotated as MICOS complex subunit mic25-b-like. Gene Ontology annotation, cellular component: MICOS complex; mitochondrion. Lineage: Eukaryota; Metazoa; Chordata; Chondrichthyes; Myliobatiformes; Dasyatidae. The coding region runs from base 71 to 868 and encodes 265 amino acids. The transcript has 10 exons. The record is from RefSeq and is a predicted model, not a curated record.
CAACCGCACGGGUAGAUGGUGCGGUUGCUGAGGCGUUGCCAAGAGCCCGGGAGCAGAAGCAUCGGCAGGGAUGGGUGGGAGCAGCAGCACUCGGCGCGUCUCCUUCGGCGUGGACGGACAGCAGCGGGUCACGGUGCUGCAGGGCCUGCGGCUCUCUGACAACCUUAUCACAAGAUUGAACGACCUGCCCCAGCCAAUGUCAAAGUCAUCAAGCUCCAUCUCUGCAGGGACUGAUGCACAAUGGGAAGGUAGCAUGGUACUGAGUUCUGGUACUAAGGAGGAACUGUACCAGAGGUACGAAAAGGAGAAGGUAAUGAUUGAAGACGAGCUGUCUAAGUUUGGUCAGCAAGAGCAAAUGGAAACCAUUACUGAACUCCGCGAGCAUGCAACCUCGGCAGCGGAACAACAGGACAUCAAGCAGCUUGCCAGUCAACUGGAAAAGAGGGAGGCAGAACUUCAAGAACUUGAAGUUUUUUAUAAAGAACAGUUGGAUCUCAUUGAGAAGAAGAAAGCUGAGUACUACCGGCUGGCCUCAGCACAAUUUAAUGAAGCCGCCACGAUUGCAGACACCCAUGUCAAGAGGAGAAACUAUGAGCCCCUCUGCAUUGAUCUGCAGUCCCAGAUCCUUCACUGUUACCAGCAAAAUCCACAGCUGACUCUGAAGUGCUCUGACUUCGCCAAGGAAUACCAGCGUUGCAUCAGAGAGGCACAAAAGAUGCUGCCUGACCUGCUGAGUUCCUCCAGCAUUUUAUGUAUGUUGCUUUGGACUUCCAGCAUCUGUGGACUUUCUCCUGCUUGUUAUAUGUCACAAUAUACAACCCUGAGCAUCCAUCUGAUGUGUUAUCGUCUUUCCCAGAAUGUGAACUAAGACUUUGUUGGUGAAUCAAGGCUGAAGUGCAGGAAGGCUUUGUUCGGGGUCCGUUGCCAUGGAAACCACAUUCUACUCUUCUCAACCACGAAGGGAAGGGCUUGUCCAGAAUUCUGUUUUCAAUAAACACACGUUGAACAAACUUCGUUUCUCUCCAUCCCUUCUAGACAAAUGCAAAUUUGACCCAGUCUUGAUUCAAGUUGCCCGAACAUUAUUAUCCUGAUAUAGCUUGGAAUGAUCCUUUGUGUAGUAACUCUAUGCUGGAAUUCCAGUUUCGUGUUAUGUUGCUGGUUCUUGUGUUAUUUUACUGGAUGGUUCUGUAUCUGCUGUUCUCACUUAAAUAAAGAUGUUUUUUUUUUGAAAAUGUA